This is a messenger RNA of Aureobasidium subglaciale EXF-2481, 1083 nucleotides long. RefSeq lists its product as uncharacterized. Lineage: Eukaryota; Fungi; Ascomycota; Dothideomycetes; Dothideales; Saccotheciaceae. The transcript is spliced from 4 exons. The coding region runs from base 1 to 1083 and encodes 360 amino acids. Gene Ontology annotation, cellular component: mitochondrial inner membrane. The record is from RefSeq and is a predicted model, not a curated record. Gene Ontology annotation, biological process: inner mitochondrial membrane organization.
AUGCGCUACCGUGCGCAAGACGUCCUCCGUCGCAGUCGUGCAUGCGAUCCCACUCGCUCAACACCCAGACGCUUCGUCCAGAUAGCGGCCACCCCAUCGUCGACCAACCCUACCGUCGCCUCUGCUGCUGCAGAUAGCACUGCUCCUGAUGCGCAAUUCGAGGUCUUGGGCAGCCCAUUCUCCCUUCUUUCGGCUUCCAUCUCUGCUUCGCAGAACCUUUAUACUCGCAAGGGCUCGUUGGUUGGCUUCCAUGGUAAUGUCGAGAGCACCGUUUCGUCCUUGUCAGUCCUCGAACCUUUCCGCCGCGCCGCCUUUGGCAUUCCUUUCCUCUACCAGAAGAUCACCUCGACCGCUCCCUAUACCGCUCUGAUCUCGACAAAGUCUCCCGUGACCUCCUUCUCCGUUGUUCACCUGGACGGUCGCCUUGACUGGAUGAUCGCACAAAGAAAUGCUCUGCUUGCCUGGACUGGUCACACUCUUUCCAUCAAGCCUCAAAUCAACACUUCCAUGAGCAUCGCCCACUGGGGAACUUCUCGCGUUACUGGCCGUGGACUUCUCUGUUUGUCGGGCAAAGGUCAGAUCUAUCAGCUCGCUCUGAAGUCUGGCGAGGAGUACAUUGUUCACCCCACCAAUGUCAUUGCUUAUAGCAUCAUGCAACACGCUCCUCAGCCAUACCGCUUCAAGUCCUCCAACUUGCGCCUGCAAAUUCCCAACACCUUCUCAUACCUUCCCGACACUAGGUUCUUCAGCGUCGUCCGCCAGUCAAACGUCUGGCGCGUCGUGGCCAACACUUUGUUCACCAUCCGCACCUGGGCUCGUCGCUCAAUAUGGGGAGAUAGAAUGUUCCUUCGAUUCCAGGGACCCGCCAACAUCCUCGUACAGUCCAGAGCUGCCAAGCUGUCCGACGCCUUUACUGCUCGUGACGUGAACGAGGCCGCCGAUACUCCUGCUGGUGUAGUACAGGCCGGCAAGCCUGCCACACCUGCUCUCAUCGAUGCCCCACCCUCAACUCCUCUUGCGCCGACCAAGCUCGUCUAUGCGACACAGGGAGAGGACGGCAAAUUCACCAUUUCAAAGUCAUGA